This is a messenger RNA of Giardia duodenalis, 1338 nucleotides long. Its product is annotated as DHHC palmitoyltransferase. Lineage: Eukaryota; Fornicata; Diplomonadida; Hexamitidae. Gene Ontology annotation, cellular component: endoplasmic reticulum; Golgi apparatus. The record is from RefSeq and is a predicted model, not a curated record. Gene Ontology annotation, biological process: peptidyl-L-cysteine S-palmitoylation; protein targeting to membrane. Gene Ontology annotation, molecular function: protein-cysteine S-palmitoyltransferase activity. The transcript has a single exon. The coding region runs from base 1 to 1338 and encodes 445 amino acids.
AUGGUCAGUUGUGUCGACAAGAUCUUCUGCACCGCGUGUUGCAAGGCUCGGAUUCGAGGAUGUACAGUUUGUGCACAGAAAUUCCUUGCGUAUCUAAUUUUUGGUCUUAUACUUGCAGCUAAUUUGGCGGGUGUAGUUGAGAUAUCAAUUCUCUGGAAGCGGCCAGAGGUGGUUAUACCCUUCCUUGUUGUGAUUGGAUACGCUUUGAUCGUUGUCUCUGUACACUUCUGUUUCGCUGUGUGGCUUGACCCGGGAUUCACAACACCUUCGUAUGGAGGUAUUCGGCGCAAGUGCUUGAUCUGCGAUAAAGCCAAGCCGAUACGCGCACACCACUGUAAAAUAUGCAAUCGAUGCGUCCUUAAGUACGAUCACCAUUGUCCUUGGAUUGGGAACUGCGUUGGUCUCAAUAACUACGGACACUUCUGGUGCUUUCUGCUCUGGGCCAUCAUUACGCAAUGUCUUUGUAUACUCUAUAACGUCCUGGGAACGGUCUUUGUUUUUCAGCUUCUUGUCGCCUAUCUACCGAUUGUUUCUAUUGUUGUGGCUGCAAUUGUAAUCGCUGGUAUAUCGAUUCUCUUCAACAUGCACGUCAUUAUGAUACGCAACAACAUGACCACUAUCGAGUACUUCAAAUGGAAGGAUUCCAAAGCAAGUCUGCAGCACUAUACGAAUCACUAUACUCUCGGUUCUUCAGGAGCUAAUAUUGCACAGGUCAUAUCACCUAUUUGGGCAAUAGGGGUUCCGUGGCGCAUUCGACCAAGGCACUCUGGAUUGUGGACAUACUGUUACGAUCAAAAUGUUGAGCUGGCUGUGCCAAAGGUAGAGACCAAUCACUCUAUUGAAGUUAUGCACACACCUCAGCUAUUUACAAAGCAACUAGACGCCAAUCCAACUGUACAGUUGGAGCCCACCGUUACAGCAUCGAUCACUCAUAACGCGAUGCCUAGUAAUGCUAGAACAUACCCCCAGCCUGUGAACGCACGCAAAAGACGGCAUGAGCCUCCUAGAACAUCGGUGCGGUUAGAUGUUAUGGGGCCAUACACCAUAGGGUCACUAAACUACCCGAGUUCUACCAUAAACAAUCCUACUACUCUCUCCCUUUAUGCGUCUAGACCAAGAACCUCUGAAUCAAUUAUUACAGCAUCGUCAAGACCAUCGUCAGCGGCACCAAGUCGUGUAACUACUCCGCCGGUCAUUCAAAUGGACCCCAUGGCCUACCACAGUAAUAGCUUUUCUUCUCCUUCAAGAGUGGUCGCUUUUUCUCCUUCCAAAAGCCCAACCACUCAACCUAGAUCACCGAACAUAUUCGAUAGAAUUGUCCAGGGUCUGGAAAAUUGA